AUGGAAGUUCCUGCGUUUGUCAAUGGAAAUAAUGACAUUUACAUUGGUGAUGCACCGAUUCCUCCAGAAGUUCUGACUGAAAUUUUGAUCAGGAGUGGUAGUCCACGCUCUAUCCUUUGUGUGUGUUCCUUGGUUUGCCAUCGAUGGUGCAAAAUUUUAUCUGCUCCAGGAUUUUGGAUUAGAUAUAUGGAGUUUCAGUCAUUGAAUUUGCCGCCUACUUUUUUAAGAAGUGAACCUUUGUUGAAUAUCAAAAAAGUUUCCAUAAAGCAACCUUUUGGAAGAAAUCUAAUACGGAACCCAAGUGGUGAUAACGGAUCAUUUGAUAACUGGCAAGUGCGCGAAAAUGAUGGUGAUGGAUUUAUCAUCGAAAAGCCGCCAGUAGGUUGUUCAAAUUCAUCGGCUUAUGACAUAUCGACUGCAUUUGCAACAAGUUUUGGUUGGUGUAGUAAAGUUCAAGUUGUUGAUUUGUGGAGGGAAGGAAUAGAACCAGUAUUUCUUGAUGAAUUUUGUCCACCGAUCACUGUUUCUGAAUAUUAUACUUGUCGUUUUGACUGUUCAUCCGUGUAUUUACUGGAUGUUCAAUUGCUUGGUGAUGGAAGCUUGUCGUUGACAAAUGAAACAGAAACAUCGAGUUCACCCGAUUUCUAUUUUGGUCUUUCUCGACCAUUUCAUGUUCGCUUUUCAGUAAACAAUGUGGUUUGGCGUGAUGUAACAACUGAUACAGAAGUUAUUCGGUGUCGUGUGAUGGAAGAUUGGACAGCAACCACUUUGUUAAUUUUGACGACGUUUAAAGUCUUUGAUUUAGAUGCAGAAUGGCAGAAAAUUGAACAUACUUUCACGAAUUAUCCAAAGGGUAUUCGUUAUGUGUUUUUUGAGCACUGUGGGAAAGAUCAGCAGUUCUGGGCUGGUCAUUAUGGUUCAAAAAUGGCGAAAGCCUCAGUUGUUAUACAUUAUGGUAACGGACAGCGCAGAAAUAUUGACUCGUGA
This is a messenger RNA of Thelazia callipaeda (thelaziosis nematode), 987 nucleotides long. The record is from the annotation of a GenBank genome assembly. NCBI's taxonomy places the organism in Eukaryota, Metazoa, Nematoda, Chromadorea, Rhabditida, Thelaziidae.